Molecule: messenger RNA, 3648 nt
Organism: Notodromas monacha
Lineage: Eukaryota; Metazoa; Arthropoda; Ostracoda; Podocopida; Cyprididae
Source: the annotation of a GenBank genome assembly
UAUGCUGUAUUCCAGGGUCCCGUGUGUGCUUCGCAAGUCUUAGGCAUCUCAUGUUUAUUUGAAAUGGGCUCUACAAGUGGGAUGUGUACCGUUUGUUCGGAGAAAAUAUUUUUUGCGUCGUCGUAUUCGACGUUGGAACUCUCCACCCCGCUGCGGAACUACGAUUCCAUCAGACAAUUCGUGACCAAGUACGGGAUCGUUGACAAAACCGCCACAGGCGAGCACGUGUGUUGCAAAUGUUUCGCAUUAGCACAGACCUGCGACGAACUCCUCUCAAUGUUCUGGUCGAACGUCAACGAAUUCCGCGCUAACCGGAAGCGUAUGGAGCCUGUCGAAGGAAAGAUUCAGAUUGAAGAUCGCACGAAAACUGCUCCCCGUUUCGGUGGCCCUGCACCGAAUUCAGCGUCUGGGAGUGACAAAAAGCGUGGGAGACCCAGGAAAACAACUGUUCCAGUUGAAGAAACUGUUCCGAAGUUAGUUGCUCGUCCAGCACCGGAAGUUCCGAGCACUUCUCGCACCGGAGGCGCACAUAAAAUGAGCCUUAGGCAAAAUGCUCCACGUUCGAAGAGAUUCGAUGACGACAUGGAAUCAAAUGAUGACGAAGAUGCCUCGGGAGAUGUGAAGCCUCGAAGGAAACGGAAGUCUUCCAUCAAGCCCAGGAAAAGUGUGUCGAAUGAGUCCUCAGGCCUCAAAUGCGCCGACUGCGAUUUCGUAGCCAAAUCGCAGUUGUUCCUCAGUCGUCACUACCGUCGAAUGCACGCCCUUACGGACGGUGUCGCAUGCAUCGACUGUUGCCGCAGUUUCUCUUCUGCUGAAGAAUGCGACUCACAUUUCCAAGAUACGCACUCGGCUUCAUACUUAGGCAGGAUAUCAUGCAUAGAUUGCAGACAAGUGUUGAAUCCGGACUCGUUUCCCGGACACGUGGAAUCGUUUCAUAAUUCGCGCCUCCGGCGUUCAAGAGUCGAAAAACGAGAGUCGGGUUUGUACUACUUUUUCUGCAAGUUUUGUACGUAUCUGGCCCCGGAUGUCCAGGGACUAAAGAUGCAUGUUCCGAAUUUUCAUCCGGGGCAUAAAACGUUUUGUUGUUUGGAUUGCGACGAGGAGUUUUAUACUUGCGAGUUGCUCAAGUCCCAUGAGGCCAAGUGUCACGAGAAGGUCGCUCGUACAGUUGUUGGGAUGGAUUGUUGCGUUUGCGCCCAGCCCAUCGAGGGGCGAGGGCUGAACAAGUUUCUGAGUGCAGUGCUCAAGUGCGGUGUGAAUGUGAAAGAUUUCCUGGUGAAGAUGGAGUCUCUUCGUCCGGAUGUCGGCACUGACGCGUUUGAAGUGUGUGUGGAUUGCUAUGGAUUCGUCGUCGCGUGUGACGAGUUUCUUUCCGUGUUCUGGUCGAAAAUUCGGGACCUGAGGAACCGGCGACCCGGUUUCUUCGUCGACCAAGAUGCGGAAGGACAUGAGAUGCUGGACAUUCCGAAGCCCGUGGAAGAUCCGGACGAGUCAGUGCACCAAACUCGGAGUAUGACGCGGAGGAAACGAAAUUCUGCUGAGACCAAUGACCAAGCUGAACAGCAAGUCAAUGUUAAUGCCAUUUACAAGAAAUAUAAACUCGCCAAAACCGCAAUCGUGAUUCGUCCGUUGACAGAUAAGGAAGACCACGGGCCUGCAAACUUGGACGAGAUGGAAGAGGACGACGAGUUCUUCGACGACGACGGCGACGAAGACCACUACGACGACGACCUCGACGAAACCCUCCCCACGCACGAAUUGCCCGCGAUCAUCAUGUCUGAGGAAUCAGCCAAGAAACAAGUUCACUUCUCUGAACAACAACAACAACAACCCACAAAGAAACCGCGUCUGGCCCCGACAUCUCCUCAGAAGAAACCCAUUUUCCCCGUCGUCGAACCCCGAUCCACACCGGGUUCAUCCACCAGUGCGGACCAGGCUCUGCUCAAAUGGCUCCGGUCCUCGUCAGUCCGCAAACAAUGCGAGGAAUGCGAAGAGCAGUUCGCGAGUUUGCCUUCGCUUUACAAGCAUUACAGAAACAGUCACGCCAAACCGGGGGGUGCUCUGUGUUGGGAAUGUGGGCGAUCCUUUGAAACAGUGGCUGGCUACGAGGAGCACAUGGAAAAGCAUUAUGCGGGUGUGUUGAACAAGGCUGCGUGUAUCGAGUGUCGUCGAGUGAUGAGUGCGGAUAGUGUGGAAUCUCACGUGGCGAAUUCGCAUCAGGGGAAACCCGUGAGGACCCUGGGGGAGAGGAUCGAGUCUGGACAAGAGUUUGAACGUUGCAGGUUGUGUCGGUUCAUCGCUCCGUUGCGGUCGCAGUACGAGCUGCACAUGUGCAUGGUGCAUCCGGAAGCGAAGCCGUUUUACUGCGACGUUUGCGGAAGAACGUUCAUGUUGCGCGAGUCUUCUUUGGCGCACAAGGCCAAGAAGCAUUUGGGCGAGGCCAGGUUCAUGUGUCCACUGUGUCCGGACUUGCAGUUUUACAGCAUACACCGGUUCAAGGAGCACAAACGAGGGCACGUGGACCCGGGUUCGAAUUACAAGCUGUGUCCGGAUUGCGGGGAAAUCGUGCUGAGGACGAAUUACACGAAUCACAUGUCCAAGCAUAACAAGGAGAAGGGCGAAGUCAGGCUGUUCACCUGCGAGUUGUGUGGGAACCAGUACACGAGCAAACGAAGCAUGCAGGACCACAUGGCCCGCAAGCACGACAUCGGCGAAGUGUGCCACGUGAAGAGCACGGUGGCCUGCGAGCGAUGCGGACGAGUCUUCAACUACCGGUCCGCCUACAUUGGCCACAUGUUCAUUGACCACGGGGAAGAACUGCCGGGGCUCAAGAAGUACAUUUGCGAGCAUUGCGGGAAGGUGUUUUACGUGCGGAAGCAUUACACGAACCACACGCGGAAAGUGCACGGACGGCUGAUUGGGAAAGAGCUCAUGUGCUCGUUGUGCUACUCUGUGGAGCCCGAGAAGAGGGCGUUUAUUGCGCACUUGAAGUCGGUGCAUGACGUUCGUGCGACGACGGAGACUGUGACCAACUACAUUUUGAACCAGGAUCUGAACCCUGCGAAUGCUGAGGAAGUUAUUCUGAAAGAAAUGGCGCCUGUCGGGAUUGAGAAGCUGUUCGCUGCGAUUUGUGAACGUUUGGUGAGAUCUAAUGUGACGGAGUCUGAAGUGAAUUCGUUGCGAGAGUCACUCAUGCCUGACGUGGAUGUUGAUGUCUUCAAAUUGCUCUACAAACGUUUCACUUUGCUGUUGAAGAACAUAUCUUCGUCUGACAUGGGCGACCAGCAGUUGGAUGCGUAUUUGACCUCGAUGGUGAAGAAAAAAGACAGUGGAUUGACUUUCGAUGAUGCCUGGGCUUUGGGCGAGUGGUGGAAGAAGAACCGGUCAUCAGUGUCAUCCAGCCUCGCGAAACAGACCCUCUGGGACCCGCAGUUGUCGAGUGUGUCCGCCAGGGUCACUGCUUCCGUGCCCGUGGACCCGGAAUCGAAAGGACCCAGCGAAAAACACGCCAUUUUCCAACUGGAAACCGAGAAUCCCGAAAAGAAGAUAGUUUUCCGAGCCUCUGCCGCAGCCGUGGAGGCUCUUUUGAUGGAGCUUCGCGCUGUCGAUCGAGAGAUACGACGCUGUUGCGGGCAGAGGGACGAGUGA